AUGUCGUUCUCCGCAAUCCCAAUCUUGGACCUGUCCCUAGCCAACUCGCCGGACACAAAACCCCAACUACUGCUCGACCUCCGUCAUGCCCUCCUGGAAGUCGGCUUCCUGUACAUCAAAAACACCGGCAUCCCACCGGAACUAGUCACCCGUGUCAUAUCCCUCGGCAAAUCCUUCUUCGCUCUGCCCGAACACGAGAAGCUGAAGUGCGAAAUGGUCAACGCGCCUUCAUUUCUGGGCUACAACAAGCUCGGCAUGGAAAUCACGCGCUUCGCGACCGACUGGCGCGAGCAGAUCGACUUGUCGACGCCACACCCGAUCCCUGGGCCGAAUGAUCCGCUGUAUCGGAAUCUCCUGGCGCCGAAUCUGUGGCCUGAUGAGGACGCGUUGCCGGGGUUCAGGGCGGCAUAUGAGGAGUACAUGGGAUUGAUGGGUGCGAUGUCGAUGCGAUUCACGGCGCUGUGUGCGGAGGCGAUUGGGUUACCCGGGGACGCAUUUGAGGGGUUCUUUGAUGGGGAGAGCCAGCAGCAUAAAUUGAAGAUUGUGAAGUAUCCGGACCUGGAGGAAUUGGGCGUGCCGGAGGGUGUUGGGGAGGGGCAAGGAGUUGGGCCGCACAAGGAUUCGAUGUUGACGAGUUAUCUGUUGCAGGCGAGUCAUCAUCGGGGGUUGCAGGUGCAGAAUGCAGAUGGGGAGUGGGUUGACUGUCCGCCGAUGGAGGGAACGUUUGUGGUGGCGAUUGGGCAGGGGAUGGAGGCGUUGACGCAGGGCGUUUGUCAGAGUACGACGCAUCGGGUGUUGAGUCCGCAGAGGGGGUUGGGGGCGAGGUAUAGUAUUCCGUUCUUUCAGGGGGUUAGUUAUGAUGCGACGUUUGAGAGCAUGGAUGUGCCGGAGUCGGUGAAGGCUUUGAGGAAGGAGAUCUUGGAGAAGAGGGGAGAGAAGCUGGAUGAUAUUGAGUUCACGUUCAACAAGGGGAUGUGGUCGAGGUUAGGGGAGGCGACCCUCAUGAACAGGAUAAAGAGUCAUCCAGAUGUGUCUGAACGGUGGUAUCCGGAGCAGUUGAAGCAGAUUAGGGAGCAGCAGGCUGAGGAAGAGAGGAGGUUUAAGGAAAAGGAGGCAGAGAAGGCGAGGAAUAGUUCGGCUGGGGUCAGCGUGCAGCCUGCUGCUGUAGCAGCACAUUGA
This is a messenger RNA of Cyphellophora attinorum, 1179 nucleotides long. RefSeq names its product putative 2-oxoglutarate-dependent dioxygenase. The record is from RefSeq and is a predicted model, not a curated record. The transcript has a single exon. Lineage: Eukaryota; Fungi; Ascomycota; Eurotiomycetes; Chaetothyriales; Cyphellophoraceae. Bases 1 to 1179 code for a protein of 392 amino acids. Gene Ontology annotation, molecular function: dioxygenase activity.